AUGAAGCAUUUCUCACAAAAACUUUACGUAUUCAUGGUCGUUAUAAAACUUUUUGAGGAUCUUUCAAAGGAUUUUUCUCAACUUUUAGAUGAAUCAGAUGAUUUUGAUGUCAUUAUUCAAGUUGGAGAACAAUCAAAUUUUAAAGAAUUUAACGUAUAUUCAAAUAUUUUGUGCUCUAGAUCACCUUAUUUUAAAAUUGCUUUAUCUAGUGAACGGGUAAACAAUAAAAACGGUGUCAUCACUUUUAAAAACCAAAUAUCCCCCAGAUGUAUUUCUAUUAAUACUUCGGAUAUUCAAGAAUAUAUUAUGAAAAUUAUUUGCAAAGAUCCAAAACUGUUCUUUGAGUUAAAGGAAUUUUUGACUUUGGAUAAAGAUAUCUUUUUGGAACUUAUCAAGAGAAUUGAUUUGGAUAUUGAAGGAAUUGAUAUUUGGAACUAUUUAGUGAAAUGGGGAAUAGCUCAAUCUAUUGCUUCUGAUGAAAUGUCUGCAAAUGCAGAUGUUACUAAUUGGAAAGCGGAUGAUUUUGCAUCAUUCAAGAAAUCUCUAGACCCAUUUAUUCGAUUUCAUGAAAUAUCCAGAACUUAUCUGAUGGCAAAUGUAAAUCUUGAAGUUUCAAGGCUACCAUCACAUUUUAGGUCUAUUAAUAUUGAUUCUGUUAUAAUUGAAGGGGAUAAAGCUGCAAUCAUAUCUAAUUGGAUUGAAAAAAGAACUACUUUUGCGGGGAAACCUUUUUACCAGUUUACACUUAUUUACCGAGCAACACGCGAUGGUUUUGAUUAUAAUGAGUUUAUUGCUAAUAAUUGUAAUGGCGCAAUUCUUGGGUUUACUUGUCAUCGUGAUAAUAAAUUCAGAAGUUAUGGUAAUGCUUUUACUCUUCAUAAUGACUACAAUGACUAUCGUUCUUAUAGCCAGUGGGAAUCGACUGAUGAUAGUUUUAUCUUUUGCUUUGAAAAUGGAAAAAGUUUUGACACUCAUAUUAUUAGCCGUGUGAAAGUCCCAUCACAAGCAAUAUUUAAUUGUCGUAGUUCUUGGUUGAAUUUUGGGAAUUCUGAUUUAGUUCUAAAUAGGAAAAAUGGUUCCUGUAUACAAAGUCAUUACGAAAAGAAGAUUUUAAAUGAUGAAAGCUUCGUUGUUGAAGAAUUAGAGACCUUUGUUGUACAAAAAGCUAUUAAUUAG
Messenger RNA from Racocetra persica, 1176 nucleotides. Lineage: Eukaryota; Fungi; Glomeromycota; Glomeromycetes; Diversisporales; Gigasporaceae. The record is from the annotation of a GenBank genome assembly.